Molecule: messenger RNA, 546 nt
Organism: Didymodactylos carnosus
Lineage: Eukaryota; Metazoa; Rotifera; Eurotatoria; Philodinida; Philodinidae
Source: the annotation of a GenBank genome assembly
AUGGGCGGCACACAAUCAUCGUCAACUUCAACAUCUUCUACAACAAAUUCUACAACAACAGCGAUGCAAGCUCAAUUUGAUGCACAAGUAUCAUCAUUUUUAGAACAUGCCAAACAUGAAUUUGAACAAAAAUAUAAUACACCAUCAAAACAGACAGCUAAACUAGAAGAUUUUAUUUUAAAUAGAACAGUUGGAACAGGCUCAUUUGGUCGUGUUAUGGUCGUAUCACAUAAUCAUACAAAUUAUGCAUUAAAAAUAAUGGAAAAAGACACUGUUGUUAAAUUAAAACAAGUUGAACAUACAUUGGCUGAAAAAAGAAUAUUACAAGCAAUUAAAUUUCCAUUUAUUGUCAAUUUAGCUUACUCAUUUAAAGAUAAUUCACAUUUAUAUCUUGUACUAGAAUUUGCAUCUGGUGGAGAAAUGUUUACUCAUCUAAGAAGUGUUGGCAAAUAUUCAGAAGAUCAAACGAGAUUUUAUGCAGCUCAAGUCGCAUUAGCUUUUGAAUAUUUACAUUUUUUAGUAUUGAUGACAUUAGAUAGUGAAUGA